UUUUGCUUAUAUUUUGCAUUGGUCCAUCAUGAUCUGCUUCUGUUCCUUGCAGUAUUUGAAGAUGCAGAUCUCAACCUAGUCAUCCCAUCUGCCCUCUUUGCAGCUGUGGGUACAGCAGGCCAGAGAUGCACAACUGCUAGGAGGCUGUUUUUGCAUGAAAGCAUCCAUGAUCAAGUAGUAGAAAAACUCAUGAAGGCAUAUGCUCAAGUCCGUAUUGGAGAUCCAUGGGAUGCAAACACCCUGUACGGUCCUCUUCAUACAAAGCAAGCAGUUAAGAUGUUCCUUGAUGCAGUGGAAGUGGCCAAACAACAAGGUGGCUCUGUUGUCUAUGGUGGGAAGGUUAUAGAACGUCCUGGAAACUAUGUUGAACCAACCAUUGUGAUUGGCCUCCCUCAUAAUUCUCCAAUUGUGCACACAGAGACAUUUGCUCCUAUUCUCUAUGUGCUCAAAUUUAAGACAGAGGAAGAAGCUUUUGGUUGGAACAAUAGUGUGAAACAAGGCUUGUCCAGCAGCAUCUUCACCAAGGAUUUGGGCAGAAUAUUCCGAUGGCUAGGCGACCAUUCAAAAACACAGUGGUGCCGGACAAAAGGACGUGAGACACAUGCCCAAGGAGGUAAUAAACACACGGGUGGUGGAAGAGAAUCUGGUAGUGAUUCAUGGAAGCAGUAUAUGAGGCGAUCCACUUG
Molecule: messenger RNA, 686 nt
Organism: Protobothrops mucrosquamatus (brown spotted pit viper)
Lineage: Eukaryota; Metazoa; Chordata; Lepidosauria; Squamata; Viperidae
Product: alpha-aminoadipic semialdehyde dehydrogenase-like
Exons: 7
Molecular function (GO): aldehyde dehydrogenase (NAD+) activity
Source: RefSeq, a predicted model, not a curated record